UCCGCAAUAGCAGAAGCACACUCUUCAUCAGCUGCGCAUCUCAUCGUCUCCGGAGCAAUCGCGGAUCGCCGUCGCCGUCGCAGCAGAGCGUCGUUGCCAUCCGUGACUGCCUCCUCCGUCUGUGACUGAUUAUUGCUAAAAAUGGUUAGAGUUAGUGUGUUGAAUGAUGCUCUCAAGAGCAUGUACAAUGCUGAGAAGAGGGGAAAGCGCCAGGUCAUGAUUAGGCCUUCUUCAAAAGUGAUCAUCAAGUUUCUCAUUGUGAUGCAAAAGCAUGGAUAUAUUGGGGAAUUCGAAUUUGUUGAUGAUCAUAGGUCUGGCAAAAUCGUAGUUGAGCUCAAUGGAAGGCUGAACAAGUGUGGUGUGAUUAGUCCUCGGUUUGAUAUUGGUGUCAAGGAUAUCGAAGGAUGGACUGCAAGGUUGCUUCCGUCAAGACAGUUCGGCUAUAUUGUGCUUACUACUUCUGCCGGAAUCAUGGACCAUGAGGAAGCAAGGCGCAAGAAUGUUGGAGGAAAAGUCCUUGGUUUCUUUUAUUAGACUUGUUUUGUUGUGUUCGAUUUGGAUUUUAUAUUACUCAAAAGUGUACCCAGAUUUUGUUGCCCUUACUGUUUUUUUGGAACAAUGUUGUUCUUGCUGACUAAUAUGUUUAGCAGAUAGUACUAGACAAGUACAUCGGUUUGUGUUGAUUGUUGAAUCACAUUUUACUUUUUACCCC
This is a messenger RNA of Ipomoea nil (Japanese morning glory), 712 nucleotides long. RefSeq names its product 40S ribosomal protein S15a-1. The transcript is spliced from 4 exons. Gene Ontology annotation, cellular component: cytosolic small ribosomal subunit; ribosome. Lineage: Eukaryota; Viridiplantae; Streptophyta; Magnoliopsida; Solanales; Convolvulaceae. Bases 142 to 534 code for a protein of 130 amino acids. Gene Ontology annotation, biological process: translation. Gene Ontology annotation, molecular function: structural constituent of ribosome. The record is from RefSeq and is a predicted model, not a curated record.